Messenger RNA from Manis javanica (Malayan pangolin), 2647 nucleotides. RefSeq names its product Myb related transcription factor, partner of profilin (gene MYPOP). Gene Ontology annotation, cellular component: nucleus. Gene Ontology annotation, biological process: regulation of transcription by RNA polymerase II. Lineage: Eukaryota; Metazoa; Chordata; Mammalia; Pholidota; Manidae. The record is from RefSeq and is a predicted model, not a curated record. Gene Ontology annotation, molecular function: RNA polymerase II cis-regulatory region sequence-specific DNA binding; DNA-binding transcription factor activity, RNA polymerase II-specific.
GGGAGGAAAGAGGCCGCAGAAGCCCGAGCUUGACCGACGGGCAGGCGGGGUCUGCGGCGGCGCCGGUGAGUGACCUGCGGCCCGACUCGGUCCCCACCCUCCGCGACCCUCACUCUUCCUGGAGUCCCCCAUAGCCUCCGUUAUCCCCUCCUACUCCCAAACCCCUGUUAUCCCCAGAGCUCCCCUUAAUUCCUGGCAAUCCUCAGAGCCCCCACAAUCGCUGCAGACCCUAGUCGCUAAUAUUUUAUAGUCCCAGCUCCUCCACUGUCCUAGGAGCCCCCCUACUCACUGUUAUUCCUAGACAUAUUUUCUGAGGACCCCUUCUCAUAUGGUCUUACAGACAUCCCAUUGCCCCAGCACCCCUCAGAGCCCUUCAGAUCCCCCCUUCUUGCUGCACCUCGCCUUCAAUAUCUCCUUAUUCCCAUCACUCCCAAGCUUCUUCGACCCCCGAGACACCCUCAUUCAUCUUCCAUUUCGCAUUCUCCUAUGCCCCCAUUCUCCUCUAACUCCUGCAGACACCCCCUCUUCUUUCGCUUUUCCUCAUGCCCACCAUCCCUCGAGACCCUCCCCCCAUUUCCAUUAACUCCACAGCUUGGCACUUUGCGCUGGGCGAGGCACAGAACUCGCGCUCAGCGGUGUCAGCUAGUAUUAAGUACUCUGCUCCCUGCUGCCAGUGUUCCCUGUCCACCCUCCGACCCCACCCCUGGCCCCGGGGACUUAGGAGCCCGGUGUCUGGGCGGCCAGGGUGGGGCGGGCGGCGCGAGGACGCCUAGCCCCCGCCAGCGCCCUGCGCCCUGUGCCCGCAGCUCCGGCGCCCCCCAUGCGCCUGGCGGCCCGCGGCCGGCGUCGGGGGGCGCCAUGGCCUCGGCGGCGGCGGGCGAAGCGGAAGAGACCACCCGGCUGCGCAAGCCGCGCUUCUCGUUCGAGGAGAACCAGAUUCUGAUCCGCGAAGUGCGCGCCCACUACCCGCAGCUCUACGGCGCGCAGAGCCGUCGGGUGAGCGUAGCCGAGCGCCGGCGCGUGUGGGACGGCAUCGCCGCCAAGAUCAACGGGAUCACCAGCUGGAAGCGCACUGGCCAGGAGGUGCAGAAGCGCUGGAACGACUUCAAGCGCCGCACCAAGGAAAAGCUGGCUCGCGUGCCGCACUCAACUCAGGGCGCGGGGCCUGCAGCAGAGGACGCCUUCUCUGCCGAGGAGGAGACAAUUUUUGCCAUCCUGGGGCCCGGUGUGGCGGGACCAGGAGCUGGUACAGGGGCCGAGCAGCCCUCCGCGGCUGCCUCCUCACAGCCACCCGCCCCAAGCACCUGCACCCAACGCUGUAUGUUGUCAGAGGACCGCAGAGAAGACCGACGGGCAGAUACGCCAGCCCACAGCAAGGGGGGCUCCAGCAGCCCAGACCCCUGGGCUGGGCCCUCCUGCAGUCCCCAGGAAGGGGGCUGCCCACUACCCAAGGAGCGUGAGUCCCCGCCCCCUCCAGCCCUGCAGACGGUCCAGCUGCCCCGCCUAGCCUUGUCUCCGCCGCCCCCAGCCCCUCCACCGCCACCACCCCAGCCACCGCAACAGAUCCAAGUGGCACCCUCGCCUCCCAGCCCCCCGCCCCCUCCACUGCCUCCGCCCACGCCCUCGGCCCCAGAUCCCUCCCUGGACUUCCUGCGGGCCCAGCAGGAGACUGCCAAUGCCAUCCGGGAGCUGGCUGGCACCCUUCAGCAGGGACUGGCCAAACUGAGUGAGGCCCUCAGCGCUCUCCUGCCCCUUCUACCAGGAACCCCAGUGGACCGGCUGCCCCCGCCUCCGCCCCCACCCCUACCCCCGCCUCCACCCCCCAGACCUCUCCUGCCCCCACCUGUCCCCAAGGUGGAGAUCACCCCAGAGCCUGUGUCUGUGGUGGCUACUGUCGUGGACGGGGCAGUGGUGGCAGCCAGGGGGGUGAUCAUCGCCCCUAGGAGUGAGGAGGGGGUCCCCCGGUUGCCUCCAGCCCCACUCCCUCCUCAUGACUCACCCCCACAUAAGAGAAGGAAAGGAUUCCCUAUGAGGAAGAGGCGGGGGCGAUGGAAAUCUCCGUGAAAUCUGAUGUUGGGUUCGCUAAGCUCCUGCCUGCACCUUCUCCCCCAGCUUAGACCGGUGGGGAGGACCAUGCACCUUCCCCAUCCCAGCUGCACCCUGGCCCCCUGCUGCAGGGACGUGAGCACCCCACUCCCUGUACUAGUUAGUGCCUGAUUCUCAGGGGGCCUCAUUGAUGAGUCCCCCAGCCCUUCAGUACAGCGCUGUCUGCCUGGCUGCGUCCCUUAACCCUGACUUCUAAGCCAUCGAUUUUAUGUUAUUUAUUGUUGCCCAUUGUGGGUUGCGGAGGGAACUUCUGGGGUGUGUACAUUGCCCCUUCCCUAACAACUCCUGGUCCUGACUUGAAGAGAGUUGGCCCACAGGGGCCUCCUCACCUCCCCAACCCAGACUUUGGAGGGGGUGGCAGUUGCAAGACAAAUCAGAAUAUGGAUGACAGAGAGGAUACAGCAGUCUGUACCCUAGGGAGAGGGGGGUGGAGUUCUCAUUGGGAGGCUUGGGUUGGGCCCUCUGCCUCCCCUUGCAGAGCUCAACCCCCUCCUUUCUCACCAGUGGUGACAAGAUAUCAAUAAACUUAUUUUUAAUACAA